This is a messenger RNA of Varanus komodoensis (Komodo dragon), 3497 nucleotides long. It is a transcript of the gene MCCC1, whose product is annotated as methylcrotonyl-CoA carboxylase subunit 1. NCBI's taxonomy places the organism in Eukaryota, Metazoa, Chordata, Lepidosauria, Squamata, Varanidae. Bases 240 to 2315 code for a protein of 691 amino acids. Gene Ontology annotation, molecular function: metal ion binding; ATP binding; methylcrotonoyl-CoA carboxylase activity. The transcript has 20 exons. Gene Ontology annotation, cellular component: mitochondrion. The record is from RefSeq and is a predicted model, not a curated record.
UACCCUGUGGUGCAGGGCCCCCAUCCACAGAGGCCGACCUGCUUGCUGGACUGAUUCACAAGAAAGGCUUUGCCGCCCGAAGCGGAUGACAGACGUGUGCGGGGUUAAGCCACCCCCUAACACGUGUAGGAAGGAGCCACAUAUCCUAGCCGCUGGCCCGCUGGGCCUGACAGCGAUUAUUGGAAUGGUAACUGCAGCAGCCACAGGGAAGCUGGACUGUGGCACUGUUAAUAAAAUGGAUGCGAGCAUCAUGGGUCAGAAUAUUUGCUUCUGCAACAGGACAAAGGAAUAUCGAGAAGGUCCUGGUGGCAAACCGAGGUGAAAUAGCAUGCAGAGUGAUGUGGACUGCCAGGAAGAUGGGCAUAAAGUCUGUGGCCGUGUACAGUGACGCGGAUAAGAAUUCCAUGCAUGUAGCAAUGGCGGAUGAAGCAUAUUUCAUUGGCCCAGCACCAUCUCAGCAGAGCUACUUGUCCAUGGAAAAGAUAAUGCAGGUGGCCAAAAAGUCAGCAGCACAGGCCAUCCAUCCAGGCUAUGGCUUCCUGUCAGAGAAUACAGAGUUUGCAGAACUCUGCAAACAAGAAGGAAUCGUUUUCAUAGGUCCUCCUUCUUCUGCUAUCAGAGAUAUGGGCAUCAAGAGCACGUCCAAGGCCAUAAUGUCUGCUGCCGGGGUCCCUGUGGUAGAAGGCUACCAUGGCGAAGACCAGUCUGACCGUUGCUUGGAAGAGCAGGCCAGAAAGAUCGGGUACCCGGUCAUGAUCAAAGCAGUCCGUGGAGGCGGGGGAAAGGGCAUGAGAAUUGCUUUCUCAGACAAAGAAUUUCAGGAACAAUUAGAAUCAGCCAGGAGAGAAGCUAAGAAGUCUUUCAAUGAUGAUGCCAUGUUGAUAGAGAAGUUUGUAGAUAAUCCAAGGCAUGUUGAAGUUCAAGUGUUUGGAGACCAACAUGGCAAUGUGGUCUAUCUGUUUGAAAGAGACUGCAGCGUACAGAGAAGGCAUCAGAAAAUUAUUGAAGAAGCUCCAGGGCCAGGAAUUCAGCCUGAAGUGAGAAGAAAACUUGGAGAGGCAGCUGUUAAGGCAGCUAAAGCUGUGAACUACGUUGGAGCAGGAACGGUGGAAUUUAUAAUGGAUAGUGAACAUAAUUUCUAUUUCAUGGAGAUGAACACCAGGCUCCAGGUGGAGCACCCAGUCACUGAGAUGAUAACAGGGACUGACUUGGUGGAGUGGCAACUUAAGGUUGCUGCAGGAGAGAAGAUCCCUUUGACUCAGGAACAGAUCUUGCUCAAGGGACAUGCAUUUGAAGCAAGAAUCUAUGCAGAAGAUCCAAACAAUAAUUUCAUGCCAGGGGCUGGACCCUUGUUGCAUUUGUCCACACCACUCCCUGAUGACUCUAUCAGGAUAGAAACUGGGGUAAGACAAGGGGAUGAGGUUUCUAUACAUUAUGACCCCAUGAUUGCUAAGCUGGUUGUUUGGGCAGAAGACCGUCAAGCAGCAUUAAGAAAAUUAAGAUACUGCCUACAGCAAUAUAAUAUUGUAGGGUUAAGCACCAAUGUUGAUUUCUUGCUGAAUCUCUCGGGCCACCCGGAGUUCGAGGCUGGAAAUGUUCACACCAAUUUUAUCCCUCAACACUAUGAUAAGCUCUUCCCUUCCAAAAAGGCGAUAUCAAAAGUGUUUUUGUGCCAGGCAGCCCUAGGACUGCUACUGAAAGAGAAAACAAUCACGGACUCUUUUAGACUUCAGUCAGAAGAUAAGUAUUCUCCAUUUGCAUCCAGCAGCGGCAGAAGGAUCAAUAUGCGCUUCAUUAGGAACUUGACUCUUCUUGAUGGUGAAAAUAAUGUGAAUAUGACUAUAACCUACAGUCAUGAUGGUUCAUAUGACAUGCAGAUACAAGACCAAUCUUUCCAUGUUUCUGGUUGUCUUUCAAAUGAUGGUGAUUCCGAUUACCUAAGAUGUUCAGUGAAUGGAAUUGUUCAUAAAUCCAAGCUGGUAAUUUUGGACAACACCAUUUACCUCUUCUCACUGGAAGGCAGUGAGCAGAUUGCUCUUCCAUUGCCAAAAUAUUUAUCUGGAGUGAGUUUGACUGGAGAUCAAGGUGGAGCUGUGGCACCCAUGACAGGAACAAUAGAAAAGGUGUUUGUGAAAGCUGGGGAUAAAGUCCAGGUCGGGGAUCCACUCAUGGUCAUGAUAGCCAUGAAAAUGGAGCAUACCAUACGGGCUCCAAAGGCAGGAAUAAUAAAAAGGGUUCUAUACCAAGAAGGAUCCCAGGCCAACAGACACGCCCCACUAGUCGAGUUAGUGGAGGAAGAAUCUGAAACAAAAUAAUCCCCGGGGAGUGGAGCUUCAAGCAACUGUCCCCAAAUUCUGGGGUUUGCCACUCUGCAAUGAAAGAUAGGAACUCCAAGGGCUUGCACAUGUAUGGACAUAAGUGUUCUCUCAUCAUCACUUGAUUUCUCUGCAGUUGAUGACUUUCACUUGAAAUCAAAUACUUUCUAUCUGAAAAUAAUCUAAAGAAUAUCAAAUGGUUUGCCAGAAGAAUUAGACCUGGAAGGACUGUGGCCAUUCUUCCACUUGGCCAUGAACUGAAUUUGGUGUGCCUGGACAAUUUGAGCUCCUAAUAUCUUGUUGGCAAAAUAUGCAUCAUUACAGCUUAUCAUGUAAAAUGGUCAUUGAGAAUGAGGAGAGGUCAGUAAAAUAUUUGUAUGGUGGAGACAGGAAGGUACCAAAGCAGUCACAGGUCGUGUAAUUUGCAGAAACAACAUUUUCUUGAAGUGAUUAAUAAUAAUUUACCCAACUGACCAAUAACUCAGAAUUCUGUUCCCUGUAAUCUGAAUCGCGAUCUUUUGUGUGCCUGUAAAGUGACUGGCAUGAUACUUAAUUGCUUGAAAGGCUGGGUAGAAUUACCUUAAAUUAUUUUAAAGUAUUUUGAGAUCUUUUGAUAGGAAUGACAAGUUGUAGCACUUGGUUGGUUAUGAGCACAAACAUGACUAAGGCAGGAAAUUCUCCACCUUUGAUAUAAUACUCUAAGAAGGUAACAUAACAGAAGAACCAUACCACUGAAAUGUAGACACCCUCCCAUCUGCAUCUGGAUCCAGCAAAGCUUUGCAAGUGGAAGCAGACUUCUCUACAUGUGUCAGGAGCUGUAAACAUGCCCACUUGAAUGUGGAAGUCGUUUUUCCAUACUGUAUUAUUUUCACUGGGAUAUGCAUCCUGAAACAUGCAUGAAGGACUCUCUGUGUAUCUUUGGAUUGUAUUAAUUUACAAUCCAAUCACCAUAUUACAAGUAUGCUUACUAGUUGUAAGAUCUUUCCACAAGUAAGGGACACUGUUAGUCAUUCCAGAAGAGAAGUGUGUGCUUUGAUGUCUUAUGUACAAAAAGCAAAUGGGAUACCUGCCACAUACACAGCUUGCUGGUUCUAAAGUAUACUGACUUGUUGACGUGGCACUCCAGCAGACUGGUUAAAGGAGAGGUUCCUAUUAAUAAAGCGCCCAUCUUUGUUUUCUUUA